Eutrema salsugineum is the source of this 1130-nucleotide messenger RNA. RefSeq lists its product as uncharacterized. NCBI's taxonomy places the organism in Eukaryota, Viridiplantae, Streptophyta, Magnoliopsida, Brassicales, Brassicaceae. The record is from RefSeq and is a predicted model, not a curated record. Bases 47 to 943 code for a protein of 298 amino acids. The transcript has a single exon.
AAAAGAGGAGAGAGAGAGAGAGGGAGUAAGGAAGAAGAAGAAGAAGAUGAUGAUUUCCCGGAGACCCGUUUCGAGUCCGGGUCGGGUCGAAAAAUACCCACCGCCUUUGAUGGGUUUCUUGAGGAGCAAAAGUAACGGCGGAAGCAUAAGCAGAAGUAGAAGCCGAAGCAAAGGAAGGUCACGCGCGAGUCCUCUCUUCGUCCGCCGGAAUAAAUCUGCGGGGACGGUGACUCAAGAACCGUCGUCUCCGAAGGUUACUUGCAUGGGUCAAGUCCGAGUCAAGCGAUCGAAGCCGAAAAUUAAACCAGAAUCUCGCGAAAACCCGACCCGAAGACGAUGUGAGUGGAUCCGAAACGCGUCGUUUUUUAAUGGAUUCGCCGGGAAAAUCAAAUCGUCGUCGUUUUGGCCCAAAUGGGGAUUGUUUUCGUUUCCGUGUUCUCGGGGGAAAUCGAAGAGCGAGGAAGAUAAAAAAUCUCCGGGAAUCCAAUUAGAUCACCCGGCACCGGAAUUAGCUGGAGAAAUUGGAGAGGAAUACGAAGAAGAAGUGGAAAAUUUCGCAAUUCCUAAAUUAUGUGUGUCUCCGAAUUCUACGCCGCCGGUAAACGCCCUUUUGUUAACAAGAAGCAGAUCUGCACCGUACGGAUCCUCGUCGUUGGCUUAUAGAUUCUGGGAAGAAAAUAACCAACGGGAAGAAGAAUCACGAAACAGAAGAGAGGAAAACGGAGAUCAUAAUGUUCAAUCAGAAAAAACUGAACCGGAAGGCCCCGAGAAAAUCAAUGGGGUUUACGAGUCGGCGAGGUCUCUCGGAGCUAACAAUGACAGAAAGGAAGUUGAAUUAACAGAAUUAGGGUUUGAACGGCGGCCGGAGUUGACAAGGAGCAAAUCGGAGCCGGCGAGAAUCGGCGAUGAGCUGGGGUUGCUUCCCGAUGAAGAAGCAGGUUAGGCAGGGUUUAGGUCUCUCACGUGAUUAGUCAAUUUGACUAAUUAUCUCUUUAAAUUAAUCGUAGUUUUUUAUUGAUUAUUAGGAUAAAAAUUGAUUUGACUGUGUCAGUGUAAGUUAUUUAGUUUUCGAUUUAUGUAUAGAGGAAACAAAUUGUAUAGUAGAUUUGUGUCCACACAUAUAGCGUAAG